Aspergillus caelatus is the source of this 280-nucleotide messenger RNA. RefSeq lists its product as uncharacterized. NCBI's taxonomy places the organism in Eukaryota, Fungi, Ascomycota, Eurotiomycetes, Eurotiales, Aspergillaceae. The annotation marks the transcript as partial. The transcript has a single exon. The record is from RefSeq and is a predicted model, not a curated record.
CUAGACACUCCCGGCGUGGGCGAUCAUGGCAGUCUCAGGCGGCGGUGGAGGAAAAAGAAUGAUUGCAAUGCAGCAGCAGAUCAUACACGAAAGGUGGAGGAGGCUGGGGGCGCACAGCAAACGCAGGACCCAACUAAGCCUAAUCCUUCUAAGUCUCUCUGCAGCCGCCGAGUGGAUUGACUGAAUCUCGACCACGACCCGGAACGGAGCCUUUUUGAGACACACACUCACAAUUCUAUUGAGAGAGAGGCGAAGAGGAACUGUAGGAAGGGGGGUAAAG